AUGUAUAACAACAUAGAAAUACAACCCAUAGAGGGGUUGGUUGCAAAGUCCAAGGAGACGUCUUUUGACUACAUCUCCACCCUAGACUGGACCGAAAAUGGACCGGUCCACCAGGACCUGUACUCCACCCCACAGUAUGAAAUGGACCAAAUCAAUAACACGACAGAGAAGGAUGAAGGAAUGUGUGACUUCAGUCCAACCCUGCGAGAAGAGACUUCUGGGAUGGAUGGAGCGGAGGAGGAACAGGAGGAGGAGGAGGGCAGAGUGAAUGCUGUUGUAACCGUGUUCAGGUUCAUUAUGAAGCAGAGCUAUGUCUGUGCUCUCAUAGCCAUGAUGGCGUGGAGCAUCACGUAUGUUAGCUGGCUGACGUUUGUGUUCCUGAUGUGGUCGUGUAUGUUGUGGAUGGUGAGGGACCGUCGUCGUUACACCAUGCUAACCUCUCCCUUCAUGGUGCUCUAUGGGAACCUGCUCAUUGUGCUGCAGUACAUCUGGAGCUUUGAGCUGCUGGAGCCCGUACCUGGACUCUUCCUCAAGAUGGACGUGCCCUUCAGGCAGCUGGGUUCCAAGAUCCUAUGCCUGUUGAGCUUUUGGCUGUUGCUGAUACAGACUCUGACAGAGAGACAGGAGGAGCAGAGAGAGGAGGAUGCUGUACUCACAGACGUACAUGUGGAUAACCAACCCAAGAAGAAGAAGGAGGAGGAUGAGGAAGGAGGGGAGCAGGACAUCAUGCAGGUUCUGGGGAACAUGGUGAUGGAGAUGCUGGUGAAAUACUGGAUCUAUAUCUGUGGAGGGAUGUUCUUCUUCGUCAGCUUCGAGGGACGCAUGGUCAUGUAUAAGAUCAUCUACAUGAUGCUCUUCCUCUUCUGUGUGGCGCUCUAUCAGGUGCACUAUGAGUACUGGAGGAGGAUCCUGAAGUACUUCUGGAUGUCUGUGGUGGUCUACACCAUGCUGGUCCUCGUCCUGGUCUACACCUUCCAGUUUGAGACUUCUCUACCCUUCUGGUCUAACAUGACUGGCAUGAGCAAAGAGAAACUGAAGGACCUGGGGCUAGAACAGUUCUCCGUAUCGAUGCUCUUCACACGUAUCUUCAUCCCCACCUCCUUCCUCUUGGUGUGUAUCCUUCACCUUCACUACUUCCACGACCACUUCCUGCUGCUCACGGACCUGAAGGAUGUGUCCCAAAAACAGGACAGCACCAUCUACAGAUUGGUACACCAGGAUGGAAGCCUGGCUGACAUCACCAUGCUCUAUUCUGGAGAAGGAGUGAUACGGGAGGAGGAAGAGGAGAGAAACCCGAUGAAGGAGAAGAAUGGAGGGAUGAAGCAGAAAGGAGGACUCUGUCAGUCUAUAGACCCGUGUCGGUCGUUCAACAAGUCUUUUGAGUCCAGAUCCAGUUCAGGGCCGGGGAAGAGUGGCGACUGUAGUGUGGGAACUGAGCCAGAGCCCUCCACAGAACACACUAUCUCAGGUAUACAGAACACACUACCUCAGGGGAAGAGUGGCGACUGUAGUGUGGGAACUGAGCCAGAGCCCUCCACAGAACACACUACCUCAGACCUAAAGAAUAAGUGGCCCCUGGUGGUGGAGCGUCUGACUGUGCUGUUCCUCAAGUUCCUGGAAUAUUUCCACAAGCUUCAGCUCUUCAUCUGGUGGCUCCUAGAGAUGCACAUCGUCAAGAUCGUCUCCUCGUGCAUCAUACUGGUCUCUGUCAAGGAGGUGUCCUUGUUCAACUACGUGUUCCUGGCGUGCUGGGCCUUCGCUCUAACUGUUUCUCCUCUCUGGCAGGUGUCCUUGUUUAACUACGUGUUCCUGGCGUGCUGGGCCUUCGCUCUACCCUUCAGUCAGUUCAGACCCCUGGCCUCCAGUAUCUGUACAGUCUGGACCUGUGUUAUCAUCGUCUGUAAGAUGUCGUACCAGCUGGAAUCUAUACAACCUGCCUCUUACUCCAAGAACUGCUCCAUGCCAAUGAAAUACACAGAGAAACAGAGAGAAGAGAUGAAAGACUCUCUGCUGUACAAGGAGCCAGUAGACCCUUCCAACUGGGUCGGUCUCAACAAGUUCAACCCUCUACUGGAGAACCUCAGGAACAACCUGCUGAUGUUGGCCAUGCUGGCGUUUGAGGUGACCAUCUACCGUCACCAGCAGUACUACAGGCUGAGGAACAAGCUCACCACGCCCGCCGCUCGCAUCAUCUUCCAUGACAUCACGCGACAACACCUCGACAACGGCAUCGUCAACUGUGCCAAGUACUUCAUCAACUACUUCUUCUACAAGUUUGGGCUGGAGACAUGCUUCCUACUGACGGUGAAUGUGAUUGGCCAGCGUAUGGACUUCUAUGCUGUGCUGCAUGCCUUCGCUCUGAUAGCCGUGAUGUACAGACGUAGGAGGAAAGCUAUAGCUGAGAUCUGGCCUAAAUACUGUUGUUUCCUGGCCUGUCUGCUAACCUGGCAGUACUUUGUCUGCAUCGGGAUACCACCUGCAGCCUGUGAAGACUACCCAUGGAGGUUCCCUAACUCUGCAAUGGACUCCAAUGUCAUCAAGUGGCUUUAUUUACCUGACUUCCACACCAACCCCAACCCAAUCUUUCUCGUCUAUGACUUCAUGCUCCUCCUCUGCGCCUCACUCCAGAAGAGUAUAUUUGAAGAGGAAAACAAGGCAGCUGUCCGUCUCAUGGCCGGAGAUAACGUGGAGAUCUCUAGAGACCUAGACACAGCCUCUUUCAGCGUCCACAACCCUGUCCCCGACUUUAUACAUUCCAGGUCCUACCUGGACAUGCUGAAGGUCAUCACGUUUAGCUACCUGUUCUGGUUCGUCCUCACCAUCAUCUUCAUCACCGGCACCACCCGUAUCAGUAUCUUCUGUUUGGGCUAUAUAGUGGGAUGUUUCUACUUCCUGCUGUUCAGUGGGGAGCUGCUGCUCAAACCAAUCAAAAAGAUUCUCCACUACUGGGACCUUCUGAUCGCCUAUAACGUGUUUGUGAUCACCAUGAAGAACAUCCUGUCUAUCCUGGCCUGUGGUUACAUCAAUGUCCUGGUGGUCAAUAACUGCUGGCUGAUCCAGCUCCUCAGUCUGGCCUGCACCAUCAAGGAGUAUAAGGUCGUCACCAACAGAGACUUCACACCUGCGAAUGGUGGUAAGAAGUGUGAUCUGCCCAGCGACGAGGCUGGGAUCAUCUGGGACAGUAUCUGUUUUGCCUUCCUGCUGUUGCAGAGACGCGUCUUCAUGAGUUACUACUUCCUACAUGUGGUGGCUGACAUCAGGGCCUCACAGAUACUGGCCUCCAGAGGGGCUGAAUUGUUCCAGGCAACUAUAGUGAAGGCAGUCAGAGCCAAACUGGAGGAAGAGAAGCAGUCUAUGGAACAGCUGAAGAGACAGAUGGACCGUAUAAAGCAGCGCCAGGAGAAGUUUAAGAGAGGGAAGAAGAUGUUGAGCCAGGAAGAGAACCCCAUCCUUCCACAGGAGUCUGGAGACAGAGAGAACCCCAUCCUUCCACAGGAGCAGCAGGAGAGAGAGAAAGAACAAAAACAAGAACAAUCUAAGACUAAAAAAAAGCGGUGGUGGCAGCCUUGGGUUGACCACGCCUCCAUGGUGAGGAGUGGAGAUUAUUACUUGUUUGAAACCGACAGUGAAGAAGAGGAGGAAGAGUUGGAAAGAAGAGAGGGUCUACUGCCUCCCAAGAAGUCGGCGUUUCAGUUUGUCUACCAUGUCUGGAUAACAGACUCCAAGACAGCCAUGAAGAAACGAAGCAAAGAGAAGAACAAGUUCUGGAAGAGGUACACCAAGAGAGACAAACACAAAAAGGACAAGAUGGAUGGUCAUGUGACUAUAGAGUUCGGAGAGACAGAGGAAGAUCAGAAGGGAGGAGAGGAGAAGAAGUCUGAUGGACCAGACAACGUUUUGAAGCGAGUGUUCAACGUCAUCAAGUUCAGCUGGGUGUUGUUCCAGACCACGGUGGAGAGCUUCACCAAGUGGAUGAACAACGUGUGUAGAGAACACAUAGACAUCUCCACCGUGCUGCGUAUUGAGAGAUGCAUGCUCACUAGAGAGGUCAAAAAGGGUAAUGUCCCAUCCAGAGACAGUAUCCAUGUGUACUACCAGAAGCAGAUGCGUAUAUACAUGUCGCAGGGCUCCAGUCUGGACCGGCUCAUUGAGGAGGACAGUGUGUCGUGGUCUCACAGGGUCCGUAGAAGGAGAGGCAGCUAUCGUAUGGAGAGCCAGGACUCCAUUGUAUCUAUGGCCUCCAGGGAUAGUAUAUCCAGUGCCUACACUGAGGCCACCAUGCUGUUCUCCCGACAAGACACGCUGGACGAGCUGGACGGAAUGUCGUCAGACGUUCCCAUUCCCAAAACCAGCGAGCGUGUCCGGCCCAAACUCUGUAAGAUUUACGGCCUGGACGCCUCCAAAUCGACUGACAGCAGCAGUAGUCAAGUGUCCAGCGAGGCGACUCAGUGCAUCACUCUCUAUUCACGGCAAGGCACCAAUGACACCAUCGAGGAGGUGGAUGACGAACAGGACCAGGGGGAGGACAGGCAGAACGAACCCUUGGGACCCUCACAUCCGGAGACAGAGGGGGCUGAGGGAAGCCCCUGGUGGAGUGGUGGUGGUGGAGUGACCACUGAGGAGGAGGAGAGGGACCAGGGACAGUGGGAUCCAUGGGAGACUCCAGGCCCAGUGGAGGUCCCCUCCUUCAGGGUAGACAGUCCAACUUCGACCUUCCUGGCCCUUCGAUCAGGGUCCCAGGACUGUACCACUGACAGUGACGAUGGGGGUGUCCGGCAAGAGUACCGGAACACAGAGGAGCGGGGCCUGGCGGGUCAGCUGGACACCUCGGAUGCUCCAAACACCUCGGACACUGACGUGCCUUCCAGCUACAACAAGGCGGUGAGCUUUGACCGACUGGAGGUGAGUGAGGAUGAAAGCGACAGGGACGAUAAGAGGAUGAUGGCGAUGACCCCAGACACCAGCCGGUCAGACUAUCUGGACGAUCCCCUGCUGCCCUCACUGACCACUGAGCUGACCGCCAGCGAACUGCUGCUCAACAAGAUGUUCCAUGAUGAGGAGCUAAAGCGGUCGGAGCGGUUCUAUGUGGGCCAGCCCCUGGUGUUCCAGUUGGUCUAUGCCCUGUAUAACAUGCUGGUGGCCCACUCUGAGAUGGUGUGUUACCUAGUCAUCAUCCUCAACAACAUGCUGUCAGCCUCCUGCGUCACCCUGGUCCUCCCCAUCCUCAUCUUCCUCUGGGCCAUGCUGUCGGUACCUAGACCCAGUAAGAGGUUCUGGAUGACCGCCAUCGUUUAUACCGAGGUCGCCAUCGUCAUCAAGUACUUCUGCCAGUUUGGCUUUUUCCCCUUCAACCAGAACCCGAAGGUGAACGGGAAUAAACCCUACCACCCUCCAAACAUCAUCGGAGUGGAGAAGAAAGAUGGAUACGUCGUCUAUGACCUCAUACAGCUUCUGGCGCUCUUCUUCCACAGGUCCAUCCUGAAGUGUCAUGGUCUCUGGGACGAAGACGACCUUAAGGACACCAAGAAGGAGAUCCUUCGCCAGGACACUGAGUCAAAGGAAGAAUGGAAGGAGAGGGACGCCACUCCCGUGCCGUCCUACCCCCGCGAGAGGAAGGGGUCGACACAGACCCUCAGGUCUAUAAAUCUGGGCGUGGGCACCUCCGUGGACUCCAUGCACUACCUCCAGCAACAGCAGCAGACCUACCAGAGAAGAAAGAGCUCCAGUGGAGGGUCUCAUAUCUCCCACCAGUCAGUCCACUCUGUACGCUCCAAGAGAGGCAGCACCAACUCCAGGAACAGUAGCCGUAGAGAUUGGAGUGAGGGGUCAGUGCAGCAGAAGACCAAGAAACAGCUGAUCAUGGAGAAACUCAAAGAACAGAUGAUCAAAGCCAAGACCUUCACUAUCAAGAGGACCAUGAAGGUGUACCUGCCCAUCCGUCAGUUCUUCUACAACCUGGUCCAUCCAGAGUACAGCGCUUUGACAGAUGUCUAUGUCCUCAUGUUCCUGGCCGACACCGUCGACUUCAUCAUCAUCGUCUUCGGUUUUUCUGCUUUUGGGAAACACUCAGCGGGAGCCGACUUCACGUCGUCUCUGUCGGAGGACCAGGUUCCCGGAGCCUUCCUGGUGAUGAUUCUGAUCCAGUUUGGGACCAUGGUGGUGGACCGGGCCCUGUACCUCAAGAAGACAGUGCUGGGAAAGGUCAUCUUCCAGGUGAUCCUGGUGUUCGGGAUCCACUUCUGGAUGUUCUUCAUCCUCCCCGGACUCUCUGAUAGGCGUUUCAAUGAGAACACAGUAGCCAAGCUGUGGUACUUUAUCAAGUGUAUCUACUUUGGGCUGUCAGCCUAUCAGAUCCGCUGUGGCUACCCCACCAGGGUCCUGGGUAACUGCCUCACCAAGAGCUACAACUACACCAACCUCUUCAUGUUUCAAGGGUUCCGUAUGAUCCCGUUCCUGUCUGAGUUGCGUGCGGUGAUGGACUGGGUCUGGACCGACACCUCUCUGUCUUUAUCCUCUUGGAUCUGUGUGGAAGAUAUCUACGCUCACAUCUUCGUCCUCAAGUGCUGGAGGGAGUCAGAGAGGAGAUACCCCCAGCCGCGGGGCCAGGCGAAGAAGCCGCUGGUGAAGUAUGGGAUGGGAGGGAUGAUCGUCUUGCUUCUGAUCUGUAUCAUCUGGUUCCCUCUACUCUUCAUGUCUCUGAUUAAGUCUGUGGUGGGGGUGGUCAACAGGCCACUGGACGUCUCCUUCUCCAUCACCCUGGCCGGGUUCCAGCCCAUCUUCACUAUGAGUGCUCAGCAGAACCAGCUCAGAGAAGUCUCCAAACAUGACAUCCAUGGCACCUUCAUGAACUCAUACCAGUCCUAUCCUGAAGCGAUGCGGUGGUUGGAGUACUACAUGCCAGAGGAUCUGACCAUAGCUGAGUUGGAGGGCAGCUCUAACAGUCUGUGGACCAUCAGUCCUCCCAGUAGAACUAACAUCAUGGAGAUGCUCAGCUCCAAGGAGCAGUUCCCCAUCACUGUAGCUUGGUCUAUCCAGCGGAACCUGACUCUGGGAGCGAAGGCUGAGUUUGCGACUGGGAAGAAAGUGACGUUCCUGGAUGAGGCAACCAAACUGGAGCUGAGCCUACUGCUCAACGGGACCAGACGAGACAGAGUGGUGAUAAAACAUGUCUUCCCGCGGUACCUCCGAGCCCCUAGUGACUCCGAGGCCAAGCCAAUAGAACAACUGUAUAAAGAGAAGGUGUACAUGAGCAUCACUUUGGCGUUGGAGCGUUCCCAUAACGACUCAGCAGAGGUCCAGGAGUGGUGGAUCGUGAACCAGACAGAUCCGGGACAGAUCAGCGUUCGUAGGCCCAAGCACCUGUACGACGCUGGGCUGGAGCUCUAUGUCUUCAGUGACCAGGUCAGCCCUCCUAGUCUGGGUUUCCUGGCUGGAUACGGCAUCAUGGGUCUGUACGCCUCCGUGGUGCUCGUCAUCGGUAAGUUCGUCCGCGAGUUCUUCAGCGGUGUCUCCCACACCAUCAUGUUCGAGGAGCUGCCCAACGUGGACCGCAUCCUGAAGCUCUGCACCGACAUCUUCCUGGUCCGAGAGACGGGAGAGCUGGACCUGGAGGAAGACAUGUACGCUAAACUCAUCUUCCUCUAUCGCUCGCCUGAGACUAUUAUCAAAUGGACCAGGGACAAGACUCAGUGAGCCUGGUUGUAUAGGUUUAGUUAUCCAUUAACGUGGAUAGAAGUUUAACAGUGUUUCUCAACCACUGACUAGUCCGUGAAUACUUGACCAGUCUCUGGGACGUUGAUGUUACUGACUGACCUGAGAACUAUUCUUAAGUGUUAUUGAUUUUUUAUGUAAGAAAGGAAGGAAGGACCAAAGCUUGCCGAUCCCUGUUGAGAAAACGGUUGAGAAACACUGUCUUAGAACACAAUUGAUAAAAUAAUAUCGUGACCGAGGCGUCAGGAAACAAUGAAAAUUAGGACAAAGAACGGGGGUCUUCACUGAGAGGACAUAAGGGUGAGGUUAAAUAUUAUCUACAAAGCUCUGGUGGUAUGAGCUUCAAAUACUGGCCUGACUAUUCUACUUUAGACCAAUGAUGUGUCAAAUAUUACAAGUAACCUUCUGUCCCUGUAUCGUCCCUCGUUGUCUUUUCCCCGACAGCAGUGUGGACGAUACAGGUCAGUGUUUUAAAAAGGGCUUCCCACCAAUGGAUGAUAACCAUGAAAAUGACCUUACACAGGAUUGGUCAGUUUAAAUUUCCAACCUUUUCCUGAUUGGAGCUCCUGGUUCAUGUGAUUGUGCAAUAUUAUAGAGCUCUUCGUCAUGUCCCCCGAGACGACCAUUUUGAAGGAUGUUGUCAUUGCUACAUACGAGACGGCCAUUUUGAAGGAUGUUGUCAUUGCUACAUACGAGACGGCCAUUUUGAAGGAUGUUGUCAUUGCUACAUACGAGACGGCCAUUUUGAAGGAUGUUGUCAUUGUUCCAUACGAGACGACCAAGAUUGCAGGCGACUACACCAUCUUGUUAAAACAGAGAGCUACUUCUAAAGACGCUAAUGACAAUCUAUACUUGCCUUGUUUAGUUUGUUUGUAUGAGAAACUAAACCUGUGUUAAUGAUUUCUCAGGAAAAGACAAGAGUUGUUGUUUCAUCAAGAAAGGUUUCACUUUUACUCAAUGUAAUGUUUAGAGUAUAGAUACUUUAAUAUGUUGUUUUGGUAGCUAAUAGACGGUUGAGUUGAUUUACCUACUUAAAGAUCAUAAAAACAUGAGAAUAAUAUAAAAUUAUAUAAUAAUAUAAUAUAAAAACAAAACUGUGAUAUAUUCAAGAUUGAUGUUGGUCUAUUUCCUGUUGGUCUAUUUCCUGUUGGUCUAUUUCCUAGUAUG
This is a messenger RNA of Oncorhynchus mykiss (rainbow trout), 8877 nucleotides long. Lineage: Eukaryota; Metazoa; Chordata; Actinopteri; Salmoniformes; Salmonidae. The record is from RefSeq and is a predicted model, not a curated record.